Molecule: messenger RNA, 2252 nt
Organism: Salvelinus fontinalis (brook trout)
Lineage: Eukaryota; Metazoa; Chordata; Actinopteri; Salmoniformes; Salmonidae
Product: polysialoglycoprotein-like
Exons: 4
Coding region: 603-2144 (513 amino acids)
Source: RefSeq, a predicted model, not a curated record
UCCUACAGUUUAGGGGUCACACCCACUUGAAUGUUCUUCAUAUGACGAACCUCCACCAGCCGAGUCUCCAACAGAGCAAAUGAGGAAAAUAUGAUAUAUUAUGAUUUAUGUUAGUAACAAUACAAUAUGGGAAUUUUAUCCCAAAGCUACCUACAGCUAACAUAUAUAUUUAUGUAUGUGAUCUAUGUAAAUAAAGGAGUAUAACACAGCUGUAAAACUGUGAAGGACUAUAUGGUGGAGGCCUACCCAUUUCCCAGGAGCAUUGUAAAAAGUGGAUUUGGGUACAGUGUUUAUUUCCCCCUAAUAUCUUUGAAGAUUACACCUAAAAUAAUUAGGCCUACUUCUUUCUACUGCUGAUCUGAGACCAUUAGGGUUAAACACUACAGAUAUAAAUGCAAUAUAUGGAGUAGAAAAGAUUGCCUGCCCACCAAAGAAUCAACAUACGUUCUACAUGGUCUAUUUCUAUCUGAAUGUAACACCUCAAUCAAGCUUGUUAAUUGAUCGUUAAGUCCUGUUUGUCAGGUAAAAGGUCAUUAGUGGCCUAUAUAAGCCUCAUACAGGCCACGGGAAGACAUUACCUGUUGAUAACACAGACUAUUCUCAUGAUCAUGGGAGGUGUGAGAGAAUUACUGCUCUUUGCGAUGACUGUGGGGGUUGUCAAAGUUUCUUGUUACCCUGUUGGAAAGUCCCAGAAGCAAGAGCAAGUCUCUCUGCAGAGCAGACUUGGAGAGCUGUCAUCAAAUGACGUCUCCAUUGUGCAUGCCCUGGCCUUGCUCCGAUCCAUAGGGUCUGACGCUAAACAAGACAGAGAAGAGAAUUUAGAGACUAAUGAAGUAGAAUCCCAAGCUUCUCCAAACCAUGGUAGCUCUACGGCAAAUGAUGCCCUGUCCUCUGACGACGCUACCUCUGGAGCUGCCCCUGGCCCGUCUGACGACGCUACCUCUGAAGCUGCCCCUGGCCCGUCUGACGACGCUACCUCUGAAGCUGCCACUGGCCCGUCUGACGACGCUACGUCUGAAGCUGCCACUGGCCCGUCUGACGACGCUACGUCUGAAGCUGCCACUGGCCCGUCUGACGACGCUACGUCUGAAGCUGCCACUGGCCCGUCUGACGACGCUACGUCUGAAGCUGCCACUGGCCCGUCUGACGACGCUACGUCUGAAGCUGCCACUGGCUCGUCUGACGACGCUACGUCUGAAGCAGCCACUGGCCCGUCUGACAACGCUACGUCUGAAGCAGCCACUGGCCCUUCUGACGACGCUACCUCUGAAGCUGCCACUGGCCCGUCUGACGACGCUAGCGCUGCCACUGGCCCGUCUGACGACGCUACCUCCGAGGCUGCCACUGGCCUGUCUGACGACGCUACCUCCGAGGCUGCCACUGGCCCGUCUGACGACGCUAGCUCUGCCACUGGUGCGUCUGACGACGCUACCGCUACCUCCGAAGCUGCCACUGGCCCGUCUGACGACGCUACCUCCGAAGCUGCCACUGGCCCGUCUGACGACGCUACCUCCGAAGCUGCCACUGGCCCGUCUGACGACGCUAGCGCUGCCACUGGUCCGUCUGACGACGCUACCGCUACCUCUGAAGCUGCCACUGGCUCGUCUGACGACGCUAGAGCUGCCACUGGCCCGUCUGACGACGCUACCGCUAGAGCUGCCACUGGCCCGUCUGACGACGCUACCGCUAGAGCUGCCACUGGCCCGUCUGACGACGCUACCGCUGAAGCUGCCACUGGCCCGUCUGACGACGCUACCGCUGAAGCUGCCACUGGCCCGUCUGACGACGCUACCGCUGAAGCUGCCACUGGCCCGUCUGACGACGCUACCGCUGAAGCUGCCGCUGGCCCGUCUGACGACGCUACCGCUGAAGCUGCCGCUGGCCCGUCUGACGACGCUACCGCUGAAGCUGCCGCUGGCCCGUCUGACGACGCUACCGCUGAAGCUGCCGCUGGCCCGUCUGACGACGCUACCGCUGAAGCUGCCGCUGGCCCGUCUGACGACGCUACCGCUGAAGCUGCCGCUGGCCCGUCUGACGACGCUUCCGCUACCUCUGAAGCUGCCGCUGGCCAGUCUGACCAUGCCAUUGAGGAACUGUUAAUUUCUGCAUCUGAGCCCCCGUUGACCACAAACAUGGAUAUCUGAUGUGGGACAUGGUGCUCGGUGUCCAUGCAAGAGUUCAUGGGUAUUCUAGUCCAGGUUGUGUGUAACUGCAUUUUCUUGUUUUGGCUCAAUUAAACGUUAUCUGUAAUA